UUCUCGAUGUACGGUACGAAAAUAAAUAUUCUAUUUUAGAACUUUUGUAUCUUGCUUGAAUGUGCUAGAAAAUUCGUUUUAAUAUAUAAAGUGCAGCUGGCAUUAAUUUAAUCGAAGUUCUACGAUUAUGGUCACAAUGAAGCCAUCAGAAGAAGCUGAAUCUUGUAAGAACCAGGGCAAUGAAUGUUUUAAGUCUAACAAUUUCGAGGAAGCCGUAUCACUUUACAGCAAAGCUGUUAAUUUAUCCGAUAAAGGAACACGUGAGAGAGCCACCUAUUUGAAGAACCGUGCUGCUGCUUACCUGAAAUUGAAUAAAUUCAACGAGACCAUUGCCGAUUGCGAUGAAGCUCUUGAAGUUAUUCCUGAAGACCCAAAAGCAUUAUAUCGUCGCGCUCAAGCAUUGGAAAGUGUAAAGAAAUUUGAAGAGGCAUAUAGGGAUGCGCAAUCUAUAUUCAAAGUUGACCCAACGAAUAAAGCAAUACAGCCUAUGCUAUCUCGUCUUCACACCAUAGUCCAAGAAAGAGCUAAGCACAAUGCUCAAACUAGCAGUAAAGUUGAGCAAAUGCUUAAGUUGGCGUUUAAUGUUUCGGAACAAACUGAAAAAAGAGAGAAAGCCAUCACUAACUUGCUUGUUUUGGGUAAAGAAAACUCAGGUGCUGACAUAAUGUUAAAAAGUGGUAUUGUUCAUAAAAUUCAACAAUUAUUAAAGGUGGAAAAGAAUUCUGAAAUAUAUGUUAAUGCUGUGAGAGUGAUUGCUCAGUUGUGUAAAAGAAAUGUUGAUAGAACCCAGCAAGUAAUAAAAAUUGUUGGAAUACCUUGGUUUUUGGAAAUAAUUGACAGUGAUAAUGAAGAGCAAGUUAAUGUGGCUCAAUAUUGCUUACAAAUUGUUUUAAACAGUUUCUCUGGCAUGGAUAAUAAAAAAGAAUCAAAACCAGAUCCAGCUCUAACCAAUCAGUAUAAAGGUGAAAUAGAUACACUUCUUACCUGUUUAACCUACUCUAUUACUAAUAGGGUUAUAACUGGUCUUUCGAGAGAUGCAAUUAUAGAGUUAAUUAUGAGAAACUGCCAUUAUAGCACUCUUAAUUGGGCUGACAAGUUUGUUGAAAUAAGAGGUGUACAAAGAUUACUCGAAGUUUGUAGUGAGCUAGAGGAAUAUAAAUAUGAAUCUGCAAUGAAUAUAACUCCUUCAUCCAGGACUAUUGCAGCAGCUUGCUUGGCUAGAAUAUAUGAAAAUAUGUUUUAUGAUGAGGCGAGGGAACGUUUUAAUCAUUCAGUUGAUGACUAUAUUAAGGACAAACUUCUAUCACCUGACUUAGAGUCCAAAGUAAGAGUGACAGUAGCCAUUACUUCAUUGCUACGUGGGCCACUAGAUGUUGGUAAUUAUGUUAUUUCCAAAGAAGGUAUUAUGGAAAUGAUAUUGGUCAUGGCACAGACUGAAGAUUCUCUGCAACAAAAAGUUGCCUGUGAGUGUUUAAUAGCUGCUGCAUCAAAGAAAGAUAAAGCUAGAGCUAUUAUUAAUAAAGGAGUAGACAUACUUAAAAAACUGUACACCAGUAAAGAUGACGCAGUAAGGGUUCGAGCUUUAGUAGGAUUAUGUAAAAUUGGAAGCUUUGGUGGUGAUGAUGCGUCAAUUCGUCCUUUUGCUGAUGGAUCUACUAAAAAAUUGGCAGAGGCUUGUAGAAAGUUUUUGGUCAAUCCAGCCAAGGAUAAAGACAUGAGAAAAUGGGCUGCUGAGGGUCUAUCAUAUUUAACUUUAGACGCAGAUGUCAAAGAAAAAUUGGUCGACGACAAACCAGCCAUACAGUCAUUAAUUGAAUUGGCCAAAACUGGUGACCAGUCAUGUCUCUAUGGUGUAGUCACCACAUUGGUGAAUUUAUGUAAUGCCUAUGAAAAACAAGAAGUGAUGCCAGAAAUGCUGGAGUUGGCAAAGUUUGCUAAACAUCAUAUACCGGAACAACAUGAAUUGGAUGACCCUGAUUUUGUGAACAAGCGAUUAACAAUUCUUGGUAAAGCUGGUGUAACAUCUGGUCUUGUAGCUCUGUCUAAAACUGAGAGUCACAAUUCGAGAGAACUCAUUGCCAGAGUAUUCAAUGCUCUCUGUAGUCUUCAAGAGCUCAGAGGUUUAGUUGUACAGCAAGGUGGAGCUAAAGUGUUGAUUCCAAUGGCAUUAGAGGGAACAAACAAUGGUAAAAAACAGGCUGCACAAGCUUUAGCCAGAAUUGGGAUUACAAUAAACCCAGAGGUGGCUUUUCCUGGUCAAAGAAAUUUAGAAGUUGUUAGACCCUUAGUGAGCUUACUUCAUCCUGAAUGCACAGCUUUGGAAAAUUUCGAAGCGCUUAUGGCACUUUGCAAUUUAGCUGGAAUGAAUGAAACAACACGAAACAGAAUACUCAAAGAAGGAGGAUUAUCCAAAAUUGAACACUAUUUGUACGAAGAUCAUUUGAUGUUGCAAAGGGCUGCUGUACAAUGUAUUUGUAAUUUAGUACAAUCUGAAGAUGUCAUUAAAAUAUAUGAAAGUGAGAGUGACAGAUGUAAAUAUUUAUAUAUGUUAUGCCAAGAAGAAGAUAUGGAAAGUAUUAUAGCUGCAACUGGAGCCUUAUGUAUAUUAACAUCAGUGAGUAAGAAAUGUUGUAGAAAAUUGUUUGACCUCCAGUCUUGGUUGGAGUCGCUGAGAUGUUUACUCGCUAAUCCUAAUAAAGAGGUGCAGUACAGAGGAACUUAUAUGCUCUAUAAUAUUCUCAAAGAUGAUAAAGAUUCUGCAGCAAAAAUAUUUGAGACUGAUGUAAUGGAGAUAUUGAUGGCACUGACAAAGUUGGAGGAAGUAGAAAAUAAGACUAAGGAAUUUGCAAAAAAAUGCUUAAGUGUAGCAGAAGAACUAGGUGUAAUUAGAAAACCUGAUGAAAAUUUCUCCUUGGAAGCUAUAAGACAGGAACACAAUGAUGUUGAAGAAAAUGAAUGAGGAGUAAAUCCUU
Aricia agestis (brown argus) is the source of this 2972-nucleotide messenger RNA. It is a transcript of the gene unc-45, whose product is annotated as protein unc-45 homolog B. Gene Ontology annotation, molecular function: Hsp90 protein binding. NCBI's taxonomy places the organism in Eukaryota, Metazoa, Arthropoda, Insecta, Lepidoptera, Lycaenidae. The transcript has a single exon. The record is from RefSeq and is a predicted model, not a curated record. The coding region runs from base 128 to 2959 and encodes 943 amino acids.